AUGUAUAGUUUGUUUCGCCACCGACCACCGACGAUGCUCGCACGAGCCCAGCCCACGACGCCCAAGAGCGCGUCCAUCAUUACAAAGAAGAUUCCAGGCGUUGACGUCGAAGCCUUCUUGCACUCGCCCCGUGAAUCCUUGAGUAUUGACACCACGCCCGCCGAGGAAGAAGACUGUGACCACCCGGGCUGCAAAGGCUGCCAAGCGCUACUCACCGAGAACCAACUACUCCGGGAGCUACUCCUGCGCACGUCUACUGACGCGCAGCAGAUCAUCAACGCAUUCGAGAAGCAAAGCGACUUUCAGCGCCUUCGGUUCGAGACUGUCCUCAAGCCCAAAGGCCCUGCGCGCAACGCCAGCAUCAGCUCGCCAACGAAGCAAACCAAAGCCCCAGGACAGCUGUCGCUGCCAAUGACGCCCGACAUCUUCCGCAAGCUCUCGACUCCGGCGGCGCAGGAACUUGUCAAGGUUCACCCCGAAUUCAAGGAGCUCUACGACGUCGCAACGACGUGCAAGGGGAGUCUUUUCGAGCGCAUUGUAAACUCGGACAUGUUCACCGACGACCAAAAGAAGAAGCAGCUCCAGCUCUCAACGAUGCGGCAGCUGGAACUCAACACGCUUGAUAUCCAAGCCAAGUCGCCGCGCCCAAGCAAGCGCGAGAGCCAAAGCAGUGGGCAAAAGAGCCCACAGCGCCUCCCCAUCUCGCCCGAGGCUGCCGGCGACGACUACUUCAAGCUCUCCAACGACUUUGUCGCGUCCCUGCGCCAAUAAUGAUACCCGCGCGUUGACUUUGCACACGACUACUUCAUUAUUCAACUCCAAUAGUCCUGUUGACACGACUCGACCCGUUAAUUAAACACUUCACAUUGUGUUGAACCUAA
Saprolegnia parasitica CBS 223.65 is the source of this 881-nucleotide messenger RNA. RefSeq lists its product as hypothetical. The coding region runs from base 1 to 771 and encodes 256 amino acids. The transcript has 3 exons. NCBI's taxonomy places the organism in Eukaryota, Oomycota, Saprolegniomycetes, Saprolegniales, Saprolegniaceae. The record is from RefSeq and is a predicted model, not a curated record.